Molecule: messenger RNA, 1654 nt
Organism: Paramecium sonneborni
Lineage: Eukaryota; Ciliophora; Oligohymenophorea; Peniculida; Parameciidae
Source: the annotation of a GenBank genome assembly
CUCGAUAAACAAAAUUUAAUUAAUAUGGCUUCUUAAAGUGAAGAAAAAGACUUGAUAGGAUCCAUAUUAAGUGGUAAUGAGGAAUUCCUUAUUGUAGAUUAAGAUGAAAAAUAAGAAAUCAUACCUAAAAAGGCAAGAAAAAAUUUAUCUUUGAGAUCUAAAGAAUUUGAUCCUUAAAUGCAUUUUAAACAACAAGAAUUUCAGACUUCGAAUGCUAGUAUAUUAUCGACAGGCUAUUAAUCGCAUUAGAAAUAACGAAUAUUUUUCCAAACUUAAACAUCAAUAGAAAUGUAUACAUAUAUUUAUAAUCAAAUAAAUAGUUAGUCUUAAUUUUCUAGUGCUUUGCAAUAAACUGCUGAUCAAGAUAAUGCUUGUUCAUUUGAUCAUUUCUAAUGUAUAAUUAAUUUAUAGUAUAAAAAGCCUUCGAUUCAUUUGGUUAGUUACAAAGAAAACAAUCGACUAAGAAGCACCUUACUAUGUAACCGAUAGAAUAUUAAAACUCCUCUUUAGUGUUCACUAGUGAUUAGUGUAUUGAUAAUAAAUUAUCUUUGAACCGAACAGAUCUUGUAAAUUGAAAAUAAUUAAUAGAAAGGAAUAAAUAUGUGGAAAUUAAUUAAUCAAUAGAAAACUUUAAAAUAUAUUGGACAGCAAUGAUACCUAUACUAAAAGGCUGAUUUUUAAUUAAGUAGAAAAGAUAUACUUAAAGGCUUCAAAAGAUAUGUUUGGGAAUUACACUGUAUAAAAGAUAUUUGAAGUUGGAAGUCAAGAUUAGAAACAACGAAUGUAUAAUUUGUUGAUAAAUCACAUUUUCGAUUUAUCAAAAAAUUAAUACGCAUGUAGAGUUGUCCAGAAGAUGAUUGAGUUUAUAAAGUAAUUAAAUUACUAUUUAAAGAGACUUACCUGACUAACUAGAGAUAUUUUUAUAAAUUCUUCAUCCCUAAAUGGACUUACUAUUAAAUGAUUCCAAUGGCAAUUACGUCAUUUUAUCAUGUUUUGAGUUGUUCAAUAAAAAUCAAUUAUUUUUUAUGAUUCCAUUAAUAGAAGAUUCAGUAAACUCUUAAUUAAUUUUUUUAGUUAUAAUUUAUGUCAAAGUAAACUUAUGGUUGUCGAGUAAUUUAGAGAGUGUUAGAGUUAUAUUCUUUGGAAUAAACCUAAAAAAUAUUGGAUAUUUUGAUGACACUUGCAUCUUAAUUGUGUUAUUAAGAAUUUGGAAAUUAUAUUAUUCAGUAUCUAUUAAAAAGUGGGCCUCCAAGAGAGAAAUAAAUCAUCUGUUAGAUUAUUAAAGAUAAUUUUGAGCAAUUAAGUAUUAAUAAAUUUGGAAGUAAUACAGUGGAAAAAUACAUAGACAUUAUGGGACCGAAUUAAAUUAUAAAAAAUUUAUGUUCAAUUUCAAAUGAUUAGUAAAUAUUAAUUUAAUACUAGAUUUGUAUUUUACAAUUUGUCUACUAAUCCUUAUGGGAAUUAUGUAAUGAAAAAAGUACUAAUUAGUGGGGAUCCAUCAGUACAGUAUUUAAAAGGUUUAUUGAAAUAAUAUCCAGAUCUUGUUCAAAGGAUUAAAAACUCUGAUUUCGGAUAAAGAGUUGGAUUAAUUAUGGAUGCAUUAUGAGGAUCAUUAACUUGUAAUAGUAUCUUGCUUAUGAGUAUUAUUCUAUCC